Molecule: messenger RNA, 11415 nt
Organism: Salarias fasciatus (jewelled blenny)
Lineage: Eukaryota; Metazoa; Chordata; Actinopteri; Blenniiformes; Blenniidae
Gene: dmxl1
Product: Dmx like 1
Exons: 51
Coding region: 474-9767 (3097 amino acids)
Biological process (GO): vacuolar acidification
Cellular component (GO): RAVE complex
Molecular function (GO): protein binding
Source: RefSeq, a predicted model, not a curated record
CAUUAUCGUGACACAUCUUCAACAUAAGGAAAAGCUUCCUCUUUGGAAGCGAUUUAUUUGCUUGGCUUGAGGAGCUGCUGGCUCCUACUCCCGGUUCACAUUUUGAGAAGGGAGCGGGUCGCUCGCUGCCCUCCCAGGCGCGACUGUCGAGCGGUGCACGCGAAACCAUGAGUGGGCUCCAGCUAGCGCCGUAGCCCUGGAGCUCGCUGGAACACGGCUAGUGCGCGCUAAAGCUAGCUAACUGAGGAGUCCGCUGGGAGCUAACGAGGCACCCAUCAAAGACAGCAACUGGAAGCGGGGACAGGGGACAGGACAGAGGACACGGGGUCUGCAGGACGGGUGGCAGAGGAGCAGAUCAAGACGAAGAUGAGCACGUCCUUCCCAUGGUUUCCCAUGAGUCUCACCUGGAGUGGCAAGGUCGUAUGAAGGAGGCGGCAGGGAGAAGAAAGGCACGUGGACGAUAAGCACGAGUCAUGAAUCUCCAUCAAGUCCUCACAGGGGCUGUCAACCCCGGAGACAACUGCUUCUCUGUCGGGAGCGUCAACAAUGUGCCAUUCACGGCCUACGCGUCAGGCUGCGACGUGGUGAUUUUGGGCAGUGAUUUCGAGCGACUGCAGAUCAUCCCCGGGGCCAAACAUGGCAACAUCCAGGUCGGCUGUGUCGACUGCUCACUGCAGGGCGGAAAGAUCGCAGCUUCCUAUGGAAGCAUUGUGUGUGUCUUUGAGCCGGUUGAGCAUCCAGAUCAAAAAGACACAUCGCUGACUAAGCUGAAUUGCCAGUGGCAGAAAACUGGUCAAUUUGUAUUGCAGUCGAUGGUACGGAACCUGGCCUGGCACCCGACAGGCUGCACUCUCUUGACCGGCUCCAGCAGCCUUCAGCUGUGGUCAAAUGCCGAAGGAGUGAAAGAUGAGUCUGAAGAAGUUCGAAACCAGACGGAUUUGACCAUCAGAGAUUCUCGCUCAGCCUGGAGGUGCAUCUGGCAGAGCAAGACAGCCUCUCCAAUCAACUUAAUGAAGUUCUCCCCUGAUGGGGAGUUCUUUGCUACUGCUGGGCAGGACGACUGCCUGGUGAAGGUGUGGUACAGCACCAGCAAGUGGAAGUCGGGCGUUUCCAGACUCUUCACUCCUCCAGAACCUGCUGAGCAUGUACAGGGAGCGCUCGCAUUCUCUUUUGUCUACCUGGCCCAUCCCCGCUCCGUCACCGGCUUCUCCUGGAGGAAGACCAGCAAAUACAUGCCACGAGGUGCGGUGUGUAAUGUCCUGCUCACCUGCUGUAAGGACAGCGUGUGUCGGCUCUGGGCAGAGACGCUGUUGCCAGGUGACAGCCUCCUUUCCGGUCACCAUAACAACCACGGUCCGAGCCAGCAUGGGGAAACCAAGCGCGGCGCCGGCCUCUCUGUGAAGAGCGGCUGCAACGGGAAGACGCAGAUGCAGACGUUGCAGGAAUUGAAUUUCCAAGAACCGUACCGCUCCUCCUUUUCCCGGGACCUGCCCCAGCCGUCUGUGACCGGCUACCUGCCUCACCAGCAGAGCCGCCACUACAGCCACAAGAAGAGCAGCAGCAGCACGCCGCACGCCAACGCCCUCUGCCACUUCCACAUCGCCGCCAGCAUCAACCCCGCCACAGACAUUCCUCUCCUGCCCUCCAUCUCCUCUCUGAACGCCGCGGAUGACGAGGAACCUGGAGGUCCGUUCACUGUCCACUGGCUCAACAACAAAGAGCUUCAUUUCACGUUAGCCAUGGAGGUCUUCCUGCAGCAGCUCCGGGGCAGUCUGGAGCAGCAGACCGAAUGCUCCGUCGAAGAGCCAGAAGACGAGGCUGAUUUCGAUGAUGAAGAUAACAAUAGCAGGCCGAGCGAGCCCCGGGGACUGGACGCCGUGGAGCUUCCGCUGGCAGCGAUCGAGCACCAGGUGGACGUGCUGCUGGAGGAGUGGAACAAAGGGGCCGACAUGCUGUUCAGUAUUCAUCCCAUGGACGGCUCCUUGUUAGUCUGGCACGUGGACUGGUUAGAUGAAUACCAGCCAGGCAUGUUCAGACAGGCUCAGGUAUCGUUUGUGUCCCGCAUCCCCGUGGCCUUCCCAGCCGGGGACGCGAUCUCCCUGAGCCACAGCGUGGUCAUGUACGCUUGCAACAAAAACGUGGAUCUGGCCAUCCAGCAUGGCCGACAGCGUCCGCCCGGCAGCGCCUUGCCUCAAACCAAAUCCGCUCUAAUAAGCUACGGAGGUCAAGGAAAAGUGGCGCCCAGCAGCAGCCUCCGGCUGAGCAUCUUCACCCCCAACGUCCUCAUGAUCUCCAAACACGCCGACGGCUCUCUGAAUCAGUGGGCCGUCAGCUUCGCCGAGGACUCCGCUUUCUCCACCGUGCUCAGCGUCUCUCACAAGUCGCGGUACUGCGGCCACCGCUUCCACCUCAAUGACCUGGCCUGUCACUCGCUGCUCCCCCUCCUCCUCACCACCUCCCACCACAACGCCUUGAGGACGCCGGAGGCCGACAACAUCCUGGCCCCGCCGGAGUCCCGCUCCUCGCAGUCCUCGUCUCUGUCCCGCGGGUCACGACCCAGCCGGAUGUCCCUGGGAACGAUCUCCCAGGAUCCCAAUGCCAUCUACAGCGAGCUGAUCCUGUGGAGGGUGGACCCGGUGGGCCCGCUGUCUCUGUCCGGGGGAGUCUCAGAGCUGGCCCGAAUAAAUUCUCUCCACGCGUCAGCGUUCGCCAAUGUAGCCUGGCUGCCCACGCUCAUUCCCAGCAGCUGUUUAGGUGCAUACUGUAACUCUCCCAGUGCCUGCUUUGUGGCGAGUGACGGCCAGUCGCUCAGGCUCUACCAGGCCGUUAUUGAAGCCAAGAAACUCCUGAGUGAGCUCUCUAAUCCCGAGAUAUCGAAAUAUGUUGGGGAGGUGUUCAACAUCAUCAGUCAGCAGUCCACAGCCAAGCCAGGCUGUAUUAUAGAGCUGGACGCCAUCACUGACUUUCAAGGGAAGGAGACGCAGCUUCUGCAUGUGUUUGAGGAGGAUCUGAUCCUCGGCAGUGAGAGAUCGGAGAGCGCUCAGGAAACACCCGAUUCUCAGCCCUUGAGCGAAUCGGCCUUCUCUGCAAGCUUCUUCCUGGUGGUGGUGGAACGGACCUCAACGGGGCGCUCCUUCCUCCACAUGUGGCAUCUCCAUCUCGCUGCUCGUCCCGUUACCAUGGAAACCGUCAUACAGAAGGAGACCAACUCGGCCUCCCCUGCGAAUGGCUCCCAGUUCGUCUUCGACACGCUCAGUUCUCCAAUAACCCAGAAGAGUAAACCCUGCACGUCCAACCUGCAGAGCGCCUGCCGCCUCAGCCUCACCACACACAGGCUCUACAGCCAGGAGAUGGCUCUACCGCCGGGGGUGGAGGCCAUUACUGUUACUCCCUCAGCAGGUCACUUGAGUGCAUCGUGUUCUUUGCCAGCCGGCCGGGUGCCUUACCUCCUCGCUACUUCCUGUUCCGAUGAAAAGGUGCGUUUCUGGAGGUGCAACGUUGUGACGGCAGACCCGUCCAGUAAGGACGACUUGGCGUACCAGUGGGAGGAGUGGCCUCUCCUGGUGGAGGAGCGGUUUCCCAGCAGCAGCGCGGUCAGCGUGCCCGGUCACCCCGUGGAGGUCAGCUGCUGUCACACCGGCCGCUUCGCCGUUGCCUACAGGCAGACGCCGAGCACGCCUCUGAACUCGACGCCUCAGGCGAACCCUCUCGGACUGCUGGCUUCUCCCCCCGCCUCGGCAUCCUCCCCACACGCACACCUCUACGGCGCCGGCACCCGAGUGACGCCGACCCUCACUGUACAGCCGAGCCCAAAUCUCUCCGUACUCUCAGCAAACAGCAGAGAACCGCUGGUCCACAUCGGGAUCUUCCAGUGCGAGUCUACCGGCGGAUCUCAGUGGAUACUUGAGCAGACCAUAGUCCUGGACACUCCAGAUCCCAUCGCUAAUUACGCUGUUAGCUUCACCACGUCGGACAGUGCCGACGUUUCACACAACUCGGACUUCUGUGUACCAAACGACAACUGUCUGGGUUCUACUAGUAAGAGCCUGGUUCACCUGGACUGGGUCUCCCAAGAAGACGGUUCACAUGUUCUGACUGUUGGUAUCGGGACGAAGAUCUACAUGUAUGGCCGCCUCGCCGGGAAGCCGCCGGAGCUGGGUCUGUCCUCUGAUGCCGGCAAAGACCAAAGCUCGUCCCGCCUGGUUCUGCUUCGAUCGGUCAGCCUGGUCUCCUCUGUCGAAGGGUCGUUACCGAUCCCCGUCUCGCUCUCCUGGGUGCGAGACGGGAUCCUGGUGGUGGGCAUGGACUGCGAGAUGCACGUCUACUCCCAGUGGCAGCCGCCGGCACCGGCCAGGCCCGCCGUCACCGUCGGCCAGGACACGGACAUCAGCAGCAGCGUCUCCUCGAUAGUCUCAGCAGUCAGGCAGAGCCAGGAGGAGGGCCUCAGCCCCGGGGCGCCCAAUCCACUGCUGGCCCCCCCCAAAAAGCUCCUGACAAGAUCGAUGAUGAGCCUGGCUCAGAAACUCAGCGGGAAGAGAACGGUUUACGACCUCCCCUUUGAAAUGGAAGAUUCAGGGCUUUUUGAAGCGGCUCACAAACUCUUUCCCACGUUACCACAGUACCACCCUGUGCAGCUGCUGGAGCUUAUGGACCUAGGAAAGGUUCAUCGUGCCAAGGCGAUCCUCUCCCACCUCGUCAAAUGCAUCGCUGGAGAAAUCGUGGCUCUCAAAGACAACGCCAGCAAUCCAGAGAAACGCGUGCGCUCCCGCACCAUCAGCGCCGGAGGCAGCACAGCCAGGGACCGAAAGAUGUUCAGCAAAGCCGAGAACUCCAGCUCCGACUACACAGAGAUCAGCUCCAUCCCUCCCAUGCCUCUGUAUGCCCUCCUGGCAGCCGAUGAGGAUACACCGAAACCUGAUAAAGUGGGCAGUGUGAGCGGGGAUAGCGGACACGGCUCCAGCCACACUGACGCCUAUGACGAGCUGUUUCACACACCCAGCACAGUGGACCUGGACCCUCUGGAAAGCGAACAAGAGGAAACGGGGAACAAGGUCAUCGACCUGUCGCAGUACAGCCCCACUUACUUUGGCCCGGAACAUGCCCAGGUUCUGUCCAGCCACCUCCUCCACUCCAGUCUGCCAGGAUUAACUCGCAUGGAGCAAAUGUCUCUAAUGGCGCUGGCGGACACCAUCGCCACCACGAGCACGGACCUCAAGGACAGCCAAGGCAAGAGCAAAGGGGGAGAAACGCUGGAUGAGUGCGGUUUGAAGUUCCUGCUGGCUGUCAGACUUCAUACCUUCCUGUCGACCUCGCUGCCUCCGGCACACAGACUCCAGCUGCUCCGGCAGGGCCUGUCGACGUGUCAUUACGCCUGGGCCUUCCACUCUGAAGCGGAGGAGGAGCUCCUGCACAUGCUGCCAGCCCUGCAGAAAGGCGAGCCCACCUGGCCGGAGCUGCGCUCCAUGGGCGUGGGCUGGUGGCUGCGGAGCACCAACAAGCUGCGCCGGUGCAUAGAGAAGGUUGCCAAGGCUUCUUUUCAGAGAAACAAUGAUCCUCUGGAUGCUGCUAUAUUUUACCUCGCGCUGAAAAAGAAGGCAGUGGUUUGGGGAUUGUACAGGUCUCAGAAGAACGCUAAAAUGACAGAUUUCUUCCACAACAACUUCAGCGAAGACCGGUGGAGGAAAGCAGCUCUGAAAAAUGCCUUCUCUCUGCUGGGGAAGCAGCGGUUCCAGCACUCGGCAGCCUUCUUCCUUCUAGCCGGCUCCCUGAAGGAUGCUGUUGAGGUGUGUUUAGAGAAAAUGCAGGACCUGCAGCUGGCCUUGGUCAUCGCCAGACUGUAUGAAUCAGAGUUUGAAACGUCAUCUACCUACAAAAAGAUCCUCCAGAGACACGUUUUGGGACAUGACAGACAGAUCGCAGCCCACCCGGACCCCUUCCUGCGGAGCAUGGCCCACUGGGUCCUGGAGGACUACAGCAAAGCUUUGGACACUCUGCUCGUGCAGUCUGCUCCCAGCAGCAGCUCUGGGUUCAUGGAGAACAAAUCUGACAGUUCCUGUUCUGUGUCUACGUGCAACCCCGAAGUUUUCAACUUUUACACGUACCUCCGCACACACCCGCUCCUCCUCCGCCGGCACUUCGGCUCUUCCGACAAGGCCAAGGUCGGCCUGACCGCCGAGGGCCGCAGAGCCGACUCCAUCAGCCUGGACGAGAGGAGGCUGUUUUUCACGGCCGCCCACGCUCACCUGCACGCCGGCUGUCCCAUGCUCGCUCUGGAAGUCCUCUCCAAGAUGCCCAAAGUCCGCAAGCAUUCCAGCCUCCUCGAUCAGGAGGACGCCGCCGCCGCCGCCGCCGAUCUCAGUGGCCAGACGUCGGACCCGGACUGGUCGCAGCCGGCUCUCAACGGAUACGAGUCGGACGGGAACAGCUUGUCCAAGUCGGACUCGGUGUUAAGUUUCGAUUGGAGCCAGCCGUCUGUGACGCUUCCCGAUGAGCCGCUGGAGCUGAAGUGGGACAGUGACAAAGAGGACGAAGGAGACGAUGCAGAAGAAGAAGACGACGACAUCGACGACGACGAGGCCAAGAAUGACAAGAGCGGCAAAACGGCGGACAGCGGCAGUGUGUUUCAGGACUCGCACGAUCAGGCAGAGGACGGCGAGGACAGCAGCAACUUCAUCGCGCCGUCUGACGACAUCUUGGUGACCCAGCUGAAGUUCGCAGCCUGCUUGAAGAUCAUGGCCAACGAGCUGAGGACGCUGUCCACGGGGUACGAGCUGGACGGAGGGAAGCUGCGCUACCAGCUCUACCACUGGCUAGAAAGAGAGGUGGUGGCUCUCCAGCACUGCUGCAGCUACAAGCCUUGUCUGCCAGAACUGUCUGUCCAGGGCGAUGCAGCCGCUUCUGGCCUGGUGGAGGAGGAACAGCCGGGGAGCCCCUGUGGUGACAGCCAGAGGAGGAGGAGGCACUGGCUGCAGAGCAAUCAGCCCUUACUGAGGAUGUUCCUGAGCUACUGCAGCUUGCACGGCUCCCACGGUGGAGGCCUGGCGUCGGUGCGGAUGGAGCUCAUACUGCUGCUGCAGGAGUCCCACCAGGAUGACUCCGUCCAGUCCGCGGUGGCGCUGAGCGCUCAGCCCUCCUCCGUCCCGCUGCUCAUGGCCUGUACGGCCAGCGUGAAGACCGUGGUGGCCAAUCCCAUGGUCUACCUCACCAACCUCACCCACGACAUCCUGCACACCAUCAACGCGCUCGACUCGCCUCCGCAUCCCGAUUUUGUAAACAAUGAGAUCUACGUGAUGCACACGCUGGCUGCCUCACUGUCGGCCUGCAUAUAUCAGUGUCUGUGCGAUGGACACACCUACAGCCACGUCAACCAUUUCACCGGCACCGUGUACCAGAGCGUGCUGCUCUCUCAGAAGCAGCCGCUCCGAACCGUCAGCAUGGACGAGUCCGUUCAGCCCAACACGUCUCCGGCACAGUGGCCAGGUAUCGCCUCUCUGGUCCGCCUGUUGAGCUCGGCGGGCGAGGAGAGCCAGCCCGGCUUGGCCGUGCUGCUGUGCGAGAUCCUGACCGCCGUCUUCCUCAGCCUGUUCGUGCACGGACUGGCCACUCACUCCAGCCACGAGCUGUUCCGCAUCGUGGCCCACCCGCUCAACAGCAAGCUGUGGGUGACGGUGUUCGGCGGAGGCGCCCGCACGCCCGUCAUAUCGAAACCCAGCAGUCCGACGAGAACCCCCCCACCAGCCUCCCCGAGCGGCUCCGACAAGAAGUCCAGACGAUUUAAGCUCCUCUCGUCACGCGGCGGAUCCAGAGAGGAGUCCGGGGCAGACAGGGAGGGGCCCUCCAGUCCCAGGCACGGCCCCGUUGUGGAGCAGGAAGCUGCCUCUGUCUUUAAAGAGCGAUUUGUGCCUCCAGAGCUCAGCAUCUGGGAUUACUUCAUCACCAAGCCGGCGCUGCCGCCCUCUGAAAACAGAAUCGAAUAUGACUCAGAGGAGAGCCAAGACAGCGAAGACGAAUACGACGAGGACGACGAAUACGAAGAUGUGUUUGACCCCAAUUCUCCGCAGAGAGAGCACUCGAACCACAACUCCUACAGCUGGUGUCUGAUGCGUCUGGCGAUGGUCCAGCUGGUGUUGGUCAACCUAAAGUCCUUCUACCCCAUGGCAGGAUAUGAUCUGUUAGACCUGCCGGUGGGAUCGCCGCUGUGCCACGCCGUGCUGAAGACGCUGCAGCGCUGGGAGCAGGUGCUCCAGAAGAGGCUGGAGCUUUUCGGGGGUCCGCCUUCCAAGUACAUCUCCACCCAUUUCCAGGAUGAGACGGCCACAACAGGCCCCGCCUUGCUCAGACACAAAGCCCUGUUCGAGCCGUCCAACACCCCAUUCAGGACGAGCCACCACUCGGCGCUGCCCAUCAAGCGUUUAUGGCUCUUCUUAGUCAAGCAGGAGGAGGUCCAGGAGACUUUCAUCAGAAACAUCUUCGCCAAGAAACCCGGCACAAAUCAGUCGGUCGAGGAGCAGACUGACAAUAUGAAAUGUUCAGGGAUGGACGAGACAGGAACCAAUCAGGCUGAGUCAGAUCUGGGCAGCCCCGGAGGGAAAGCGCGCAUCAUCCACAAGGAAUCAGACAUUAUCACAGCGUUUGCCAUCAACAAGGCAAACCGUAAUUGUUUAGUCAUGGCCUCCACCCAUGACAUUCAGGAGCUGGAUGUGUCGUCCAUCUUGGCCACACAGAUUCUGACAUGGAUCGAUGAUGAUGAUGCUGAAGUCAAAGGUGUUGGCGGGGAUGAUUUCCUGGUGGUCCACGCACGGGACGACUUCGCAGCCCUCCACGGCACCACGCCGUACACCAACAGCAGCCCCGGGACACCCAUCAGCGUGCCGUGGCUCGGGGGCGUGCAGACCGGCAGGGGAGCGGCCGUGAUGAUCAAGAGGAACAUCAACAACGUGAGGAGGAUGACCUCCCACCCCACGCUGCCGUACUACCUGACGGGGGCGCAGGACGGCAGCGUGCGGAUGUUCGAGUGGGGCCACUCCCAGCAGAUCAUCUGCUUCAGGAGUCCGGGCAACUCCAGAGUCACCAGGAUACGAUUCAACCACCAGGGGAACAAGUUCGGUAUCGUAGAUGCCGACGGAGCUUUGAGUCUCUGGCAAACCAACACGAGUGGGAACGCACCCAAACCCUACCUGACCUUGCAGUGCCACAACAAGACGGCUCACGACUUUGUCUUCGUGGGCUCCUCGUCUCUCAUCGCCACCGCCGGCCUCUCCACUGACAACAGGAACGUGUGUCUGUGGGACACCCUGGUGACGCCCGCCAACAGCCUGGUUCACGCCUUCUGCUGCCAUGACACCGGCGCCACGGUGCUGUCCAUGGCGCCCCGGCAGCAGCUGCUCAUCACGGGCGGGAGGAAGGGCUGGAUCAGCGUGCUGGAGCUGCCCCACAGGCUGCAGCGGCAGAGCUUCCAGGCCCACGACUCGCCGGUCAAGGCGCUGGCGGUGGAUCCCACCGAGGACUGCUUCAUCAGCGGCUCGGCCGAGGGCAACAUCAAGAUCUGGAGCCUGGCCACGCAGUGCCCGCUCUACACCUUCCCCAACGAGCACGCCCGCCAGUCGCUCUUCAGGAACCUGGGCACGGGCGUGAUGCAGAUCGAGGUGGGGCCGGCCAGCCACAUCUUCUCCUGCGGCGCCGACGGCACCAUGAAGAUGAGGAUGCUCCCCAACCGCUACAGCGUCAACAACAACAACCCCAAGAGCGAGGUCCGCUUCUUCAUCUAGACGGGCGGAGGAGCCGGAGGAUUCUCCAUCGCAGCGUCCAGUCAGCGGCGCACAGGGAGCCGCUCCAGCUUCUUUCUUUGCACAACAAGCUGCUGAUGGAGCGGCAGCGAGGCCGGACUGAAGCGCCGCCCUCCCUUCGGUGAACAGGCUGCGCACAGCCAGCGGCGCUCGCUCAGAAAGCACAGUUAAACAAACACACACACACACACACACACACACACACACACAGCAUCACGGGACUCUGCGAGAGGAGAAGACACGAGCAACGAGGCGCCGCGCUGAAGGAAAAUUACCGGCUGCCAGUUCCACGUCAGGAACGAACCGCAGCGGCGUGAUUGUUAUAAAUGAUAAACAUCUCAGUUCAGAGCAGCACUUUGACAGUUUUGGGGAAUUUGUCCGUUCACUUCAAAGAAGCUCUCACUCACACACACCGCUCUCUACCUGCUGCGUUGGAAGUUUCUUUUAUUAAAUUCAAUUCCUCCACAGACAGGAGAGUGGAGUCGACCUCUGCUGCAGACUGAAACUCUCCCACGUGCGGACUGGACUGCCUGAAUGCACCAAACCUCUCUCUGUAUUUGCACAAAUAAAUGAAGCUAAACGAGCGUGACGCAUUAAAAUAGAGGCGGACAGACGCUAGAAGCAGCCCAAGUGUUUAUUGAUGAGAUGUUAAUCCUUUCCAUAUAGUUGCAGUGUUUAUUUCUUCCGGCCCGGAUUGAACCAGUGGUAUUAUUACAAUAUAUUACUAUCAUAUUAUUAAGUGUCCUUAAAUCUCUGAACUUCUUCUGCCAGCCCGGCUCAGUCGGUACCUGCUGAUAUCCAGAACCGUUGCACAGAGUAGCUUUAACUCAACUCGGCCCUUAUUGGCUCAGAGACGUUUGAACAUGUAGCAGGACGCCUCGCUGAUGACAAUGGAAGCGGGUCUCGGGGGGUGGGGGGGUGGGGGGGGGGGGGGGGGGGUGAAGCAGGUCUGCAGAGACGUCCCUGCUUUCGUUCGGCCAUGGAGACGUUUUGCUUUGCCUUUUAGUUCCCUCUCCUUUCAGCGGCAGGCCUGCUGUUCUCGUUUGUUGCGUUUCAGAAGACUAUAAUCCGUGACGCUAACCCUCAUCCUGCUGCUGCCAGUAAAAUCAUUUUAGCUUUGAUUUCAGGGUUUAUUGCAGUUCUGUAAAUACAGGUUCACCGGCGAAAUAAUCAGUCGUCGGUGAGCGCUGGAAAAUGACGCGAAGUGACUUUAUGAAGAAUAUCGUGUAUAAACAGGUAUAUUUAUGAAAACAGUUGUGAGUAGGAUUUUAGACUGAUCGAUCAAAAAAGGCAGCCGUCAUCUGAUUCUUGGGUUCCUGCUUCGUUUUAUUUCUCCCCCUCCACAAAUCGAAGUGGCUGGAAAACCAUCAAAUCGUUGAACAAGAAGUGCUCCUGCAGACGCCGGAGAGCUUUUCAUCAACUCUGGAAGGACUGGUUUCGGGUCGGAGCCGCUGCACGAGCACAUCAAACAAAAUCCACUAAAACCAAAAGUUACUGCUUUUUUUUUCCCCCUCAAUCUUACAAAUGUGAAUUUGAUUAGAUGAUUCUAAUUUUAUAAUGAAGAUAUUGUAUAAAUCAGUGUAUAAUAUAAAGAACAUGUACUGAUGUAAUAAAAGUUAUGUAACAUCAA